ACAAUAUUCUUCAACCAUCUCAUUCAAAUUUAAUAAUACAAGCAUAUAUAAUAUAUACAUACCAACCUGUUUAUGCCUUGACUUCUCACAUUUUUUUAUCUGUUUUUGUUCAUCUUCUUUGUUUGAAAGACUCAACUAAAUGGGCAAUUGUCUGAAUAUUUCGUCUUCUCCAACCACCAUCUCUGAGGAAACCAGCAAGCCAUUGCCGAUUGAAGCCAUGUUCAAGCUCCCUUCUCCACUGCCUGCUUGGCCUCCAGGUGAAGGUUUUGGCGGUGGAACCAUCGAUCUAGGAGGACUAGAACUUUGUGAAGUAUCAUCCUUCACCAAAGUUUGGGCGACUCACCAAGGGGGACCCGGCAAUUUGGGUGCGACGUUUUUCGAGCCGUCGCCGAUACCCGAUGGAUUUUUCAUGCUUGGCGGCUAUGCCCAGCCCAACAAGAGGCCAUUAUUUGGGUGGGUUCUCGCCGGAAAAGAUGUCACUAAUGAUCCAUCCGGCGCCGGAGCUCUAAAGCCACCAAUUGACUACACUCUUGUUUGGAGCAGCGAGUCUUCAAAGAUCAAGCAAGAUGGCAGCGGAUAUAUCUGGCUCCCAACGCCUUCCGAUGGUUACAAGGCCGCCGGCCUCGUCAUCACAAACUCGCCGGCGAAGCCUCCUCUCGACAAAAUCCGAUGCGUUCGUGCCGAUUUCACCGAUGUGUACCAGACCGAUGAAUGGAUUUGGGGAGAAGACGACGAAGUCAAGCCAAACGGGUUCAACGUUUUUUAUACAAGACCGGCCAAUAGAGGAGUUCAAGCUCAAGGGGUUUCGACUGGAACAUUCACAGCUCAAAACAAUGGCGCUGCGUUAUCGAUAGCCUGUUUGAAGAAUGCUAAAGGUGGGUUAUCUUCAAUGCCUAAUCUAAGCCAGAUUCAGGCUCUAAUCCAAGCUUACUCUCCAUGGAUUUACUUUCAUCCUGAUGAAAAAUUUCUACCCUCUUCGGUGAGCUGGUUUUUCGAAAACGGAGCUUUGCUUUACAAGAAAGGGGAAGAAUCCAAGCCUGUGGCUGUGAAGCCUAGAGGCUCGAACCUUCCCCAAGGUGGCUCAAACGAUGGUUCGUAUUGGCUGGAUCUUCCAACGGAUAAUUCUGCCAAAGAGCGAGUCAAGAAAGGGAAUUUACAAGAAGCAGAAGCUUAUUUCCAUGUAAAGCCAAUGCUUGGAGCCACGUUCACAGACAUUGCCAUAUGGGUUUUCUACCCAUUUAACGGGGCAGCAAGAGCCAAGGUUGAAUUCAUCAACAUUUCCCUGGGGAAAAUAGGGGAGCACGUCGGCGAUUGGGAGCACGUUACUCUCAGAAUCAGUAACUUCAACGGCGAGCUGAAGAGGGUUUUCUUCUCGGAGCACAGUUCAGGGACAUGGACGAGCGCUUCAGAACUCGAGUUCAAAGACGGGAACAAGCCGGUGGCGUACUCGUCGCUGCAUGGCCAUGCAGCCUACCCGAAACAAGGGGCGAACUUGCAGGGCAGCGGAGGGAUAGGCAUAAGGAAUGACACGGGCAAGGGCAAGCUUUUCAUGGACACCGGAGCUAGGGUUUCGGUGAUGGCGGCCGAGUACUUGGGGCCGAGCGCUGUUGUGGAGCCCCCAUGGCUGAACUAUGCGAGAGAAUGGGGUCCAAAGAUUGAGUAUAAUAUUGCAGAAGAGGUGAAGAAGGUGGAGAAAGUGUUGCCGGGGAAGCUGAAGAGGGAUUUUGAGAAUUUCAUCAAUCGCCUACCCAAUGAGAUGUUGGGUGAGGAAGGGCCCACCGGGCCCAAGAUGAAGAACAGUUGGAUUGGAGAUGAGAAGAUUUAAUUUUAUUUCUUAAUUUGUAGUAUGAUAAUUAAAAAUGGUUUGAAUUUGAUUGUUUGAUUUCUAUAUAUUAAUUAAUUAUUUUUUUCUAGCUAGU
Messenger RNA from Diospyros lotus (date-plum), 1919 nucleotides. RefSeq lists its product as hypothetical. The transcript has 3 exons. The coding region runs from base 140 to 1825 and encodes 561 amino acids. Lineage: Eukaryota; Viridiplantae; Streptophyta; Magnoliopsida; Ericales; Ebenaceae. The record is from RefSeq and is a predicted model, not a curated record.